ACGGAGAAGGGAGACUUGCCCUGCCCAUCCAGCAUAGCGCUUUCAGGCUUGUGUUUUUUAGCUGCAACUCCACCCCGUGCUGGUGGAGAAGGGAUCGGUUCCCACUGAUCGCAGGAAAGGGAGGUCACGGGGUUUGCUUGAUUAAAUCACCACAAGCCAAAAGGUUCUCUCUCUCUCUCGCUCGCUUACUGAGAAUUGCUCACAGGCUGUUUAAUUUGUUCCAAAAAGAAAAGCAAAACAAACAACAAACCCCCGAGCCCAACAACCAACAGCACACGGAGAAAAGCAGGUGUGCCUCCAGCUCUUGGGAAAACAAAGGGCAGAGGCUGAGGCAGGAGUUGACACUUGGAUGGGAAGUUUCCUUCCCAGCGCAGGAGGACACGUUUGGAAAGGACUCCGGCACGACCAGCACUUGUUGUCCUACAGGCCAGUAUCCAGGUGAAGUCUCUCUGGAGAUGAAUCUCUCUAAAACCCACCUUUGCUGAGAAAACCUGAUAAAUCCCUGCUGGAUACCCACGUCGGUGACAUCAAGUAUAUUGCUUGGCUAUAAACUCAUUGCUGUCAAAAGGCUGUACAGCAAGUCCCUGGACAAAAUGCCACCCCCAAUUAAUGCAGGACUCCACUGCCUAUUUCUACUGGUCACAGCAUGUUGCCAGACAUCACAGGAUUCAAACUUCAGUCCAUUCAUCCAAUACGUAUUUGACAGUCCGCUAGGAGAGGAAAGCUUCCAGUCAGAGAUGCAAAGGCAGAAGCGAAACAUGAUUAUUUUUGACCUUACCCCUGUGGAGUACACCGUUGACAUUGAAGUAAGCCUUAUGGAUUCAUCUUCUCUGGAGCCUGUCAAAGACUGUUUAAAAAACCUUAGUCUUUCAGUUUCAACAAAUAUUUCAAAUGUAGAAAUGAAAGUUUCAAACAUCAGUGUUACAACAGUCUGUCUGCCCAGUGGUGAGAACAGCAGCUGUUGUUCUUGUGAAAGUGGAUAUGCCUGGCCAAGAGCGGUGUGCGGUGACUUGAUAACCUGCCCUUCUGCCAGCCUAGCACCCAACCUGACCUGCCCUUCUGCCAGCCUAGCACCCAACCUGACCUGCCCUUCUGCCAGCCUAGCACCCAACCUGACCUGCCCUUCUGCCAGCCUAGCAUCCAACCUGACCUGCAGCUACAUGAGGGACAUGCCUCUCAACGGGACUUACUGCAAGCCUCAGACUGCCGAAUCAUGUGGUAUGGGAGAGCCCAUUGUAAUGGAAAUGUCAGUCAGACUCGACAAAGAGUUUUGUGGUGAUCUCAGCAAUUCUUCUUCUGAUUUAUACAAAAAAUACAAAUAUGACCUUGAAACAGCGUUUAACGCUAGCUACAGAUGUUUACCAGGCUUCGUAUCAGCAACAGUAACUGGUUUCAUGCCUGGAAGUGUUUUUGUGAACUACGAAGUAAAAGCGGGAGCAGCAAGCUUCAAACAGAUAGCAAGUGCCAACAGAAUUUUACCACAAUUUCUAGAUCCAUUCUACCAGCUAAACCAAGAUACCAUCACAAGAAAAAUAACUAAUCAGACAAACUUCACUGUGAUUCCUGAAGACAUUUUUGAAGGAGAUACGGUAAGACUGAUUUGUGAGAUAAAUUCAACAUCUGAGAAUGUGACCUGGUAUCAUGGCGAUCAGAUUAUCUCAACCAGCCCCCCAAACUCAACGGACAGGGGAACCUCAAGGUCGAUUCUUGAAAUUGCCAACAUUACAAGCAAGAAUCCUGAUUCCUACAGCUGCGAUUUCACAAACAGAAAUCAUCAGUUUCACACACUGUUAUACCAUGACACGAAAACAAUAACAAUCUCUCAGCUAAACAUCACUCGAAACGUAAACAACAUCACUGUUGUAUGCAACCGUCCUGAAAUGCAGAAUAACAGUUCUCUGCUGUCCUGCUGUAUUGACAAACACUUGCCAUCACUUACUGGUGACUGGAAAGUAAACGGAGAAAUCAAUAUUACAGGACAAUCCAGUUCCAGUGGAAAUUGCACCGAAUACAAGCUCAACAUCACGGAAUCACUGUGCCCACCGGAGAAGUCAGAUACAGUGACGACAUAUACGUGCGAGCUGCAGACUGGACACGGUGCCAGGAGCAGUCAGAACAUCAGCGUGAGGUACCUCCGGGCAGCCGAUGUAACAGUAUCUUCAAGCGUAAAAUCAUCAGUUUCCGAGGGAUAUGAAUUCAAUGUAAUGUGUGAAAGUGACAUGAGCAAUUAUGAAAAUAUCAGUUGGAAAAUCCAGUCUGGAAACGAGACAAAAACAGUCGACUGUGAUAAGUACAUCACAAAUAACAGAUCUGCAGGCACAUCUCUGCUCAAAGUGGAUGCUGCCACACAGGACUGGAAUGGCACCUACAUCUGCACAUUCUCCCAGAAGUACUGGAACAGUUCUGCCAAUAUGACAAUCGAGGUUAUUUCCCUGCCUCUGAAGCAGGACAUCCUGAGAGACCCCAUUAGAGCAUAUAUACAGUGCAAAGUGCAGCAAGCCCUUCAGUGCUGCAUAAGUACUGACACUGUGGAAGACUACACUGUUAAAUUCGUGGUUCAACAAACUGAAUUUGACGCUGUGAAAAAGGGAAAAGGAAACUCGACUUGCUACAUGUACAAUUACACAGAAGCAGAAGGCAGCACAGACAAAACUCUCACAGCGUAUUGCAAGUUUAUUAACCGCAUUGGACAGGAAGUCAACAGUGAAAAUAUAACACUGCACGUGAUAUGUGGUACCAAAAUUUCCUGCUCAGGCAGCAUUGGGAUUGGAAGAGAAGGGGACACAUCAGUAAAGCCAUGCUAUGACUCAAAUAGCCCAAAUGGUUUUACCCAAGGCAAUAUAACUUACAAGUGCUCCCACAAAUCAUGGGAGCUUCAAAGCAAUAACUGCCUGUCUGUGCCAAUAAGCGAGCUGCUGAGUGGUGCCGAGUCCUUGGUCAACAGUCCGGACAGAAAACAAAAGCUACCUGGAUACCUUGAAGAGCUUAGGAGUACGACCAAAGAGCAGGAAAACACAUUGAACCAUCCUGCAAACCUAGGCGCAAUCGUUGACAUCAUGGAUAUGAUCUCCUCUAUCCCAGUAGAGGCGAAGAAUGACUCUAUUCAUAAUUUCCUUUCCACUGUGGACAUUAUUGUUGCUGAUUCCACACAUAAAGCUUGGGAAGACCUGAAUAAAGGGAACAAACCCAGAAGUUCUUCAUUGCUGAAUUCAAUAGAAAAUUUUUCCCAGAACCUCCAACCAGUUAAUAAUAACAUCCCUCACAUCUCUGUAAAAACCCUUCAGCUACAAGGUAUAGUUGUCACAGAAAAAAGCACAGAUUAUAAUAAGACCUUCCGCAGUACAGAAAACCUCACAGUUAAUGUGUUCAUUGGUCAAACUGACGUUCAGACUCUAAACAAAACCUCAGCCAUUGUCAGUGUGAUGUACUCAAACCUUGGACCUAUUUUGCCCCGGAACAAGACCCAAUAUGUGAACGGCUUACUGAUAACAACAACUGUGGGCAGCAACAAAAUCCAGAAGUUUGAUAUUAAUAUGACCUUUGCAAAGAAAAAGACAUCUCUAAAGACUCCCCAGUGUGUCUUUUGGAACUUCACACUCAACGAACAAAGAGGGGGCUGGGAUACUCAGGGUUGCACAGCCACAUGGGAAGAAGACAAUUAUGUCAAUUGCUCCUGCAAUCACCUGACAUCAUUCUCCAUUCUAAUGUCAGCUGAUACAACCCACCCGGAUAACAUUGAAAAUCAUAUUACCUACAUUGGCCUGGCCAUUUCAAUCUUGAGUUUGGUGACCUGCAUUAUAAUUGAAUCCUUAGUCUGGAAAUACGUGACAAACAACACAACCUCCUACAUGCGCCAUGUCUGUAUACUCAACAUAGCUACAUCACUCCUGAUUGCUGACGUUUGGUUCAUUGUCACUGCUUCCAUCAGAGACCAAAACCAAUCGACGAGCACAAGUAUCUGUGUUGUGGCCACCUUCUUCAUCCAUUUAUUCUACCUGUGUGCCUUUUUCUGGAUGCUCAGCCUGGGCCUCAUUCUUUUCUACAGACUGGUUUUCAUCUUGCAUAACACAAGCAAGACCACUCAGAAAGCAGUGGCAUUCUGUCUGGGAUACGGGUGCCCCUUUGUCAUUGCAGUCAUCACCAUUGCUGUCACACUGCCAAGGAACAAUUACACCAGAAAGGGUGUCUGCUGGCUCAACUGGGAGGACAGCAAAGCUCUCUUGGCCUUCGUCAUACCUGCCCUGAUCAUUGUGGUCAUGAAUUUGUUCAUCACUGCAGUUGUUAUAAUAAAAAUACUAAGACCAACUAUUGGGGAUAGGUCAAACAGGCAGGAGAGGAAGUCUUUGUUUCACAUUGGCAAAAGUAUGGCCAUCUUGACACCACUGCUAGGCCUCACCUGGGGAUUUGGCCUUGCCACCGUCAUCAAAAACAGCCAUCGAGCUUUCCACAUCCUCUUUGCUCUGCUCAAUUCUUUGCAGGGAUUAUUCAUUUUGGUGUUUGGGACUCUCUGGGACAAGAAGAUACAAGAAGCCCUGCUGAAGAGGAAUUCAAUGUCCAAAUGGAGUUCACAGCAAACAAAGUCAUCGUCCCUGAUCCUGGUGACACCCAUGCUUGCUAUGAGCUAUCCAUUUUCAAGAACCUUUAACAACUUAUGCGGGAAAACAGGAAAAUACAGAGUAUCAUCUUCAGAGCCAUCCAGCGCUUCCUCUGAAAACACUUCCAAGUCAUAUUCUUUGCUUAACUGAGGCACUGCAAAUGCUAAAUCACGUAAUUCUGAAAGGACCUCUGCCCUUUCCAAGACACAUGCGAAAAGCACCUUUGAGUGAGUCACCAAGAAGUGGGCUGCUUCACUCUGACUAAGCUGUGCCUUGGUGCAUUCUUCUGGAAUAAUCAUUUCUGGUUAAGGUGUAAGGCAGGGAAGCUUUGAGAAGUGGAAUUUUACAGGGGCUGCCAAUCCCAGAAGAGAUGACAAGAUGUUUCAAACUUGGAAUGAUUUGAAGGCCUUCAAGUGCUGGGAAAGACAUUGGGGGUGAAGAUUUCCCAGCCUUUAAGAGGGUGCUUAGCACUAUGCAGUACUGAGCCAUGAAUUGUAGUGCUAUAGACAGCUGUUUGCCAGUGGUUUUAGUAUUUCCGCUAUCAACGCUCUGAAUGAUUCCAAAGGCCUGUGUAGAUACACCAGUACCUCAUAGCUUCUCUCCUGCCUUCAUAUUAGAGCCUGGAAAGGCCAUAGGGUAUAGUGCUCUCCACUUUCUACUCAAGAUUUUCUGGAAUCAAAGAUUCACAGCUGAGAAAGUCCAGUUCAGAUCUUCACUUUUGACUUAGAUAAAAUGAAGACCGUGAUGAUUCCUGCGUGGUCUUCUUUCAGAUGGAAUGUACUGCAAGCUCCAUGUGGCACUUUUUUUUUUUGAAGAAAAGGAAGCUUUAUAUCCUAACAAUAAUUGUCCUUCCCUUGAUAUGUAAUGUGGUAAGACAGAGAUGGUUGCUGCCCUCUACCACAGAGUGGACUGCCUUUAUUUAAUGCAUAGUAGUGUUAAGUAUGUGAGGAGUCUCUUGUGUAAAGUCUGUAUAUUUGGGUCUCCUCUCAGAGGAGAAUCGCACUUGGAGUGCUCAGAAAGUCAACUCUGCAGUGAAUAUAAACCAUCAUGUGCCAGGCAGGAUGAAAGGUUUUAUAUAAAUUAUUGCUCUAAUACUACAUUUGUGGAAUCAGUUAUUUCCAAGCCCGUGUACCUUUAAAGGCAGGACUCCUGUCUUAAGCAGAGGGCUAUGAGAGCGCCUGCAAAGUAUUUACAGCACACACAAAGGUUACAAAACUUAAUGUAAAAUAUGAGAGACGGAAUCAUGAAGAUUUAGAUUUGAGGCCAAUAUCAAAUACUGCUGUCAGGUAGUACAGUCCCAUUUGGUUGUUAGGGAAUCAGGCCUAUGUUUACCAGUGGGGAACCUGUUCCCAGGACUUCGGGAUGAACCAGGAUGGGAAACUGUUGCCUACUUUUGCAGGCAUGUGUGAUGGUUUGGUAUGGGGACGUGAUGAUGACUGAAGACAAUACACAAGCAUCAAUCAAAUGUA
Chroicocephalus ridibundus (black-headed gull) is the source of this 6064-nucleotide messenger RNA. It is a transcript of the gene ADGRF5, whose product is annotated as adhesion G protein-coupled receptor F5. The transcript is spliced from 22 exons. The record is from RefSeq and is a predicted model, not a curated record. Gene Ontology annotation, biological process: regulation of lipid metabolic process; adenylate cyclase-activating G protein-coupled receptor signaling pathway; fat cell differentiation. Gene Ontology annotation, cellular component: cytoplasmic vesicle; membrane. Gene Ontology annotation, molecular function: G protein-coupled receptor activity. The coding region runs from base 594 to 4745 and encodes 1383 amino acids. NCBI's taxonomy places the organism in Eukaryota, Metazoa, Chordata, Aves, Charadriiformes, Laridae.